GUUUCUACUUAUGGUGGUCUACUACGGAUUUACGCGAAUCCUGAUGAAAAAGAAGAACAGCGUGAAACGAGGAAACUUCAGGCUGAGGCCGAACGGGCUCGAGUGCGAGCUGAGAAAUUGAAAGAAAAGGCUUUUGAAGCGAAAGAGCUGUCUGAGAAGCUGAAAUUGAAGGUCGAAAAAGCGAAAAGAGCUGCCGAUCGAGCAGCUUCUCGGUCAGAUAGAGAAAAAUCGCGUUCGGCAUCGUCUAAGUGGUCUAAACUGACUGAGCAAUACAAAAUGGCCAAUCGCCGUUCAAGCAAGUUGCGAUCAUUGGUUGAGAAAGCUACCAAGCGUUACAAGAAACUACUACGAAAGGCGGAAAAGCCGGUAGAAAAAAAGCGCUGGGAACGGGUGAAGGAUGGUGGCAAGAAUCAUCGAGCAGAUGCAAAUGAAGCUGUUUUGGCCCUGCUUCGAAAGGAAAUGGCUCGAAUAAAAGAACGUACCGCCACUCGGACCUAUAUGUACGAGACAAAACCGCCG
Molecule: messenger RNA, 519 nt
Organism: Ostertagia ostertagi
Lineage: Eukaryota; Metazoa; Nematoda; Chromadorea; Rhabditida; Trichostrongylidae
Source: the annotation of a GenBank genome assembly